Messenger RNA from Rangifer tarandus platyrhynchus (Svalbard reindeer), 1854 nucleotides. The record is from the annotation of a GenBank genome assembly. NCBI's taxonomy places the organism in Eukaryota, Metazoa, Chordata, Mammalia, Artiodactyla, Cervidae.
AUGCCGUGUUUCGGCUUUCGGGCAUACCUCUGGACCGUUGACGGCUGGUGGUGCUUUAUUUCCACGGCUCGUCACGAGGAUAGGCCCGCUCACUCGCGGCAACGUACGCUAGACCAGCUUCACCAGGCGAGCUAUUUUGCUCUAACCAUGCAGGAGCAAUCUUCUGCGGGGGUAGAACAGCAAACACUGCACCGCUUCGCGGUGCAGUAUCUGCUGGGCCGUGUACACGGCGCAUCAGAUCAAGGGAAAAAGCCAUUAGAUGCGCGUAAAGCCGCCGAGGUGUUCGAUCAUUUGAACAACAAGGUUCUCGCGGCGGGCCCCGUCGACACAGCGCUGCUGGAUGAUGUAGAUGUAGAAGAGAUCAAGGAGAGCAUUCCUAGGGUGAGGUAUAUCCGCCGGAGUGACACCGGGAAGACCUCUGGUGCGUCAGCAGCAGACGACGCGCGGCUGCUUGCCCGUAACAAACCGUACGUGUUCGACGCUAGGAGGCGGUCUUUUCUCUCUGCACCCAGACGAGAUGAAGGACCGCUGCCUCACGGCACGCCUGGCACAGGCAACAGCUUCCGUAUGUACCGUGUCCCCACGCUGAGGACGGCUGAUGGUGAUGCGCGGCGCUGGUUACCCCAGGGUAUGAUGGUGUGUGCUGGCUUCCGCAUCGCAGAGCGACUCGUCGCCUGCAGGCUCUGCCGCGUCGCACUCUCCUUGCGUAUCGUCGCGGCCCCCUUCGACAGGGUCCUCUUACUCUGGAAACGCCUGAUUAGCGUAACGUCUGGAUCCACAACUGACAGUAAACUUGGGUGUUUGUCCCUGGGCCAGUCGUCUUCGCAUCGCUUUCUGCGAACGUGCAUAGUACUGAUAGUCCAUGUAGCGGUGGUGAAGCCGGCCCCAUGCGCAAGCGGUGCACGAGCGCGCCGCCGAGCGAACAGAGAUCUUGCCUUCGCGCCGCAGUCAGACUCGGAUGCUUCAGAUGGGGACAUAUCGCCUGAGAGCCGUCCCCCGCGUCGGAGACGUUCUAAAAGCAGCCGCACAGAAUCAGCUGACGCUUCGGUCAAAUGGUCUUCGGGUGGGGCGUCGUCGCUGUCCACGAAUAAGACUACAGGGUCAGAAUCUUUGACCCCGCAGGAGCGACGCGUACGCUUUAGUUCUCUCCUGCGCUACUCGUCAUCGGAUAGUUUCGGUUUGUCUUCGUCUGAUACGGAUUCCAGUGACAGCGAGGCCUGCUGCGCUAAGGAAGAGGAGGAGGGAAGAGAAGGUGAAGGCGAAGGCGAACGACACGAAGUAGUCGACAAGAAAGGCGCCGAAGACACAGCCGCACCUAGUAGCGGCUCCUGCGUGCUGCUGCGAUCUGUAGUGCUAGAAAACACACCGCUUGCCGGCCUGCAAUCAAAACAUGAUCAGCGGCGUUGGUCAGCCGGACGACGUUCUAGGCGGUCCUUAUUUGGACGAGGAAGAUUACGAGAUGCGCGGUCAAGGGCUGAUCGAGUAUUGCGUCACCAAGACGCCGAACUCAUGCUUUGCAACUUGGCGCGUGAGGAGAAACAGUCAUAUGAGCCGCGUGCCCAUGGUGGAGGCUCUCUUAUCAGUCGUUUCGAUACAACGUUUUAUUACGGGAUAUUGGACGAAAUUAACCCAUGGGUGACGGCAACCGAGCUAGGGCUUGUUUCCCCCGUCUUGACGCGUUCUGCAGCAGUGCAGAAACUGCGCUGCAGUCAGGGCGGGGGAGGCCCAUGCAAAAUGAUAGAUGCUGCAGCGUCGACUCUGAACGCGGUGAUACGGCCACACCCCCCCCCACAACCAGACGUUCUCCUGGGGGAAGUACGCAGAGUAGCGAUCCGGGAAGCCGUUUCAGUUUAA